Mirounga angustirostris (Northern elephant seal) is the source of this 988-nucleotide messenger RNA. RefSeq names its product glutathione S-transferase theta-1-like. The record is from RefSeq and is a predicted model, not a curated record. Gene Ontology annotation, molecular function: glutathione transferase activity. Gene Ontology annotation, biological process: glutathione metabolic process. NCBI's taxonomy places the organism in Eukaryota, Metazoa, Chordata, Mammalia, Carnivora, Phocidae. Gene Ontology annotation, cellular component: cytoplasm.
AUGGGCCUGGAGCUUUACCUGGACCUGCUGUCCCAGCCCUGCCGCGCCGUCUACAUCUUCGCCAAGAACAGCAUUCCCUUCGAGCUGCAACCGGUGGACCUGCUCAAAAGCCAGCACCUCAGUGAUGCCUUUGCCCAGGUGAACCCCCUGAAGAAGGUGCCUGCUUUGAAGGAUGGAAACUUCACCUUGGCUGAGAGCGUGGCCAUCCUGCUCUACCUGACCCACAAGUAUAAAGUCCCCAACCUGUACCCCCAGGAUGUACAGGCCUGUGCCCUUGGGGAUGAGUACCUGGCAUGGCAGCACACAGCCCUGCGGAGAAGCUGCCUCCGGGCCCUGUGGCAUUAGGUGAUGUUCCCUGUUUUCCUAGGUGAGCCAGUAUCUCCUGAGAUGUUGGCAGCCACGCCAGCUGAAUUGGAUGUGACCGUGCAGUUGCUUGAGGACAGGUUCCUCCAGAACAAGGCCUUUCUCACCGGGCCCCACAUCUCGCUGGCUGAUCUGGUAGCCAUCACAGAGCUGAUGCAUCCUGUGGGUGCUGGCUGCCAAGUCUUCGAAGGUCGACCCAGGUUGGCGGCAUGGCGCCAGCGUGUGGAGGCAGCAGUGGGGAAGGAUCUCUUCCGGGAGGCCCAUGAGGUCAUCCUGAAGGCCAAGGACUCUCCACCUGCAGACCCCACCAUAAAGCAGAAGCUGAUGCCUCUGGUGCUGGCCAUGAUCUGGUGAGCCGGGAAGCCCAGUCCCCGUGCUUGACCGUGGCAGUUCACAAAGCACCUUCAUUUCCACUGUCCCAUGGGAGGCAGGUUCAGAGGAGUAGUGAUUUGCCUGGUCAGUCCCACUGCACCUGUGCUCCCAGGUCAGGUCCUUACACCUGUACCAUCUUGCACAGCUGCUUAAAAGCCACAAUGAGAACGGAAUAGCCCGCUCUUAUCUCCUUUAAUCACUGCAUCUCGUUUUCAGUUUGGGAAAUAAACCUGGGCUAAGCCUGAGCCUACAC